Molecule: messenger RNA, 1092 nt
Organism: Capsella rubella
Lineage: Eukaryota; Viridiplantae; Streptophyta; Magnoliopsida; Brassicales; Brassicaceae
Product: root meristem growth factor 5
Exons: 2
Coding region: 670-915 (81 amino acids)
Source: RefSeq, a predicted model, not a curated record
CAGGGAACAUUCUUGGUCCAGAUGUUGGGUUCUUGGUUCUUGAAGCUCUUUUACUUUGAACUAACAUGUGUUAUUUGUUUUAGAAACAGGCAGGAUUUGGGCAAUUCAAGAGGACUUUUUGAAGACAAGAUGUCUCGGAGAUUGCGUCAAAGCUCAAAAAGUGGUGUUAACAGUCAUCGUCAACCUCCAAACCAUUCUCGAGGCAGACAAAAGCAUUAAGGUAAAUUAUAAUAAUGCCUUCAAAAAGUGCUUUAAGUUUUUCGCAUAUUAUAUAAUAAUGAUACAAUUCGGAACUAGCUUGCAUUUUCUUAAUAGAAUAUUUACCGUGGUGGUCGGUAAGUUUUGGGGAUUGGUCUCAAAUAAGAUGUUGUGGAGACAAGAAGUAGUAAAUCGCUCGUUUUUCACCGAGGUUUAUAUGUCUUUUUCCUUUUGUUGUUUCUUUUUUGACUCAUCUUCGGCUUCUCCUAUGAGCUUUUCCAGCACAUUCAUCUGGAUUGAUAAGAAAAAACACUUAUUUAUUCCUGUUUUUUGUGUGUUCUUUUUCUUACUUUCAAAUACUUAUGUGUGAACUGGCUCUUAUUAUAUAGUGUCUACUACCUAGUAAGUGCUUUUACGUUCUAUAACCCUUAUUGUCGUUAACCCUUGAGAACUAUUUCUGUUGUGUGACCAAUGAGUUCAAUUCAUGCUGCUUCAAUCCUUCUUUUGUUUCUGCUCUUGCAUCUUUCCGAUUCUCGUCACCUCGACAAUGUUCACAUCACUGCCAAGGAUCAAAAUGUUGUCUCUGGUUUGACACCUAAAGAACCGGUAAAGGUUUCUAGGUUUGUGCCGCGUGCAGUGAAGCACCGCCAUCAUCGGCCGCCACUCUUCUUCGCAGAUUAUCCGAAGCCGUCCACGCGGCCUCCGCGUCAUAACUGAAACCUCUCUCUCUCUUGUAGUUUUUUUCAUCUUUAGGAGUGUUUUUGUAUGUGAGAGAGUAAAUAGGUCCUUUAACAAUUUUCUUAAUACGUUUCCAAGAUGUUGGAACUCUUUUUUGAAGUAUAGGUUCAUGUUUCCCUGACAAAUUCUAUCUAUUUUGAGUAAGUUUUCCCAAAA